AUUUGUACUUUUUACGAAUUUAGAGUAUUUUUACCGCUAAUUCUAGAAAAAACUGCAAUAUUAUUCACUUCAGAAAGAGUUMAAAAUAAAUCACCAAACAAGGUCACAAUGAUGGAGCUACAUUUUCUUGGUACUGGUUCAGCUUACCCCUCCCCCSACAGGGGUGCCAGUUGUACUGUACUUCGGCAUUCUACAGGUUCAUGGAUGUUUGAUUGUGGUGAAGGAACUCAAACAAAGCUGAUGAAAAGUGCUAUUAAACCAAGUCGUAUUAACAAGAUCUUUAUUACCCAUCUUCAUGGCGAUCAUAUGUUUGGGCUACCGGGCUUCCUGUGUACCUUGGGACUUAACAACAGUUCUGAUAACAGAAUCGUUGAAAUAUAUGGUCCACUGGGACUUCGUAAGUUUGUGCGAACAAGCCUUCAAAUAUCACAAUCUAGACUUGGAUACCAGUAUGUYGUACAUGAAUUAGAACUAACAGAAUCUUUGAAAAGYAGCUUAGGAGGAGAGUUACCUCAUCAAGUAUUUCCCAGCAAUGAAUUCUUACAUCCUGACGAGAUACAGGGUAAAACUAUUAUAGAAGGUCCUGAUGGAUUAUGGGACAUCUGUCAUGAUGGAAAUAUGAAAGUAUGUGCYGCACCCUUGAAGCAUAGAAGUAUUUGCUUUGGUUAUGUUAUAAUAGAAGAUGAUUUACCUGGUAAACUAGACCCAAUACUCUUAAAACAAAGAGGUGUCCCCCCAGGGCCAUUGUACGCAAGAAUAAAGAAUGGGGAACCUAUAAUAAUGGAUGACGGAAGUGUUAUCACUCCUGAUGAGGUACUGGGACCAUCAAGACUUGGACGUAAAGUUGUCAUACUUGGUGACACUUGUGAUUCCUCUAGGAUUGCCAAUGUAGCACAGAACUGUAAUUGCUUAGUGCAUGAAGCAACUCAUGAGAAUGAACUGGAAAGUAAAGCUAUUGACUUUGGACAUUCAACACCUCGGAUGGCAGGUCAAUUUGCACAUGAAAUUAAAGCUGAGAUGCUUGUCCUUACACACUUCAGUCAAAGAUACAAGAAUAUGUCAGAAGUACCAUCAGAAUCACCCUCACUUUCAAAACUCCUUGACCAAGCACAGGAAGCAUUUAAAAGGGAUAAAGUUGUCAUAGCAGAGGAUUUUAGUGUUGUAAAUGUAAACUUGACUAAUAAUAAUUAGGUAAUAACUAUACUAGUAUAAUUCAAUAUAAUCAACUGUGGGAUCAAGUCACAAAGGGCAGCUUAAGCUGGCUCACACUUUACAUAAGAUUGAGCAUGUGCAUGUCACUUUUAUUUUUUCAACAUUUAUUUCCUAUAUUUCUGCUUUUCUGCUUUUGUUUUACUGUGUUCAAUCACACAGGUACAAAUUGUAUAAUUUCAGCUUCUUAUAUCAUAGUUUGAGCCAGCUGUUAUCAAUGAAAACAAACUGUCAUACWGUGGUUUGCUUAAUGGCAAGCGGUAUUGAAACCUUGUAUCUAGUAUCUAAGUCAUUUCAUGACAAUAUAUGCAAUUUGGAUUGUAAUUAGAGCUACAAAUAUGGCACAUAUGCAUGCUCUAGUCAUAGGAAAGACUGGGACAUUAUGAAUUCUUCUAAAAUCUUGAUAUCUACCAAGAAUUUCCUGCA
Messenger RNA from Exaiptasia diaphana, 1635 nucleotides. RefSeq names its product zinc phosphodiesterase ELAC protein 1. Lineage: Eukaryota; Metazoa; Cnidaria; Anthozoa; Actiniaria; Aiptasiidae. Gene Ontology annotation, cellular component: nucleus. Gene Ontology annotation, molecular function: 3'-tRNA processing endoribonuclease activity. The transcript has 3 exons. The record is from RefSeq and is a predicted model, not a curated record. Bases 109 to 1191 code for a protein of 360 amino acids.